GUCAUCAGCGGGCGCCCGGUGUGGGGGCAAGUAAACACUUCCGCCCUGCAGCAAUGGAUUCCAACAAGGACGAAGCGGAGCGCUGCAUUAAAAUAGCCCUCAACGCCGUCAGCAGCAACCAACCAGACAAGGCCAGGAAGUUUCUAGAAAAAGCCCAGCGAUUGUUUCCGACGGACCAGGCCAAACAUUUACUUGAGAGGUUGUCACGAAACGGGAAGCCUCCGGACGAGGAUGGCGGAACCGCUAACGGAGACGGACCUUCCAUGAGACACCGUCAGCACGCCGGAGAGGCGGCAACGUCCGCGCAGGGCCGCGCAGAUUCAUCUAAACCUUACACCGCCGAACAGAUGGAGGCCGUCAAGAAGAUUAAGGGCUGUAAAGAUUACUACCAAAUCCUCGGCGUUGAAAAGACUGCAUCUGAUGAGGAUCUAAAAAAAGCCUACAGGAAGCUGGCGCUAAAGUUUCACCCUGACAAAAACCACGCGCCCGGAGCCACAGAGGCAUUUAAAGCUAUCGGUAACGCGUACGCAGUGCUGAGCAAUGUUGAGAAGCGGCGGCAGUACGACCAGUACGGGGAGGAGAAGACGCACCCGAGCAGACAAAGGCAGCACCGUGACUUUGAAGCAGAUAUUUCACCCGAGGACCUUUUUAACAUGUUCUUUGGUGGAGGCUUCCCAUCAAAUAAUGUACAUGUUUACCGAAAUGGAAGAAUGCAUUUUGCGCACCAUAAUAGGCAAGAAAGAAGAGAGCAACAGAGAGAUGGAGGUCUUGCUCUGUUUGUCCAGCUGAUGCCCAUCCUUUUUCUCAUUCUCGUGUCCGCUCUGAGCCAACUAAUGGUCACGCAGCCUCCCUACAGCCUUAGCUACCGCCCGUCAGCCGGGUACAUUCACAAAAGGCACACGUCCCACCUGAAGGUGCCUUUCUAUGUCAGCGACAGCUUCAAUGAAAAAUUCACCGGAAACAACCUGGAAAACGUGGAGAGGUCAGUUGAAGAAGACUACAUCUCCAACCUUAGAAACAACUGUUGGAAGGAGAAGCAGCAGAAGGAAGGCCUCAUGUAUCGCGCUCGUUAUUUCGGCGACUCUGAGCUGUACAAAAGGGCGCAAAAGAUGGGAACUCCCAGUUGCAACCGGUUAUCUGAGAUUCAGCUCAUACUGGACGGAUAGAGGACAAAAGCACGUAGAUGGGUUCUUUGAUACUUGAAUUCUUUUGGAGGACCUUGUUUGGAGCCCACCCACAAUUUGGAGUGUAUUGCACAGCAAUCCAAGAGAAGGAAACAGGCCUUCCACGUACUGUGGGCUGCAGACGUCAUCCACUCUGCAGCUUCUUGUCCGUGCAAACAAACAAACAAACAAGCGCUGGCUGACAUUUUCUUCCUUCUCCACGACGGCGAGGUUCUACCGUUCGAACGAAGCCGCGAAGAUUUCGCUUUUCUUUUGUUUGCAGAAACCUCCCGGCCUUCUCACACGUCUGAGCCACUCACCAGGAAAGUACGUUUGGUUUUUUUAGUUCUUUCUAGUGUAAAUAUUGAUUAUAGACUUUUUAACAGUGCAGAAUUUAUUGAAGGUGAUAUCGCGUAUUAUUAUAAUAUAAAGUUGUUUAGUAGCCCGUCGGAUCAAGAUUAAUGAAAAUGAUUGCACAUCUUAUUUAUUAAAUUAACAGCUUAAAAAGUUGUGUAACGGCUUUCUUUUCAAAUAAAUUGUGUUCGGAACAAUGA
This is a messenger RNA of Nerophis ophidion (straightnose pipefish), 1717 nucleotides long. It is a transcript of the gene dnajb12a, whose product is annotated as DnaJ heat shock protein family (Hsp40) member B12a. Lineage: Eukaryota; Metazoa; Chordata; Actinopteri; Syngnathiformes; Syngnathidae. Gene Ontology annotation, cellular component: endoplasmic reticulum membrane. Gene Ontology annotation, biological process: cellular response to misfolded protein. The transcript has 9 exons. Bases 54 to 1166 code for a protein of 370 amino acids. The record is from RefSeq and is a predicted model, not a curated record. Gene Ontology annotation, molecular function: Hsp70 protein binding.